AUGAGCGAGCGAGGUUCGGAAAUCGUCUUUCGAGCGGAGAAUGUGCCGAUCCGACACUUCAAAGCAUGCCGAUGGUGUAAGAGACAGAAAAUGCGCUGUGAUGCACGGCAUCAAGUCCCAUGCUUUCGAUGUCGCUCAACUGGGCGUGACUGUAUUCUAGAUCCUAUUGAAGAUAAUACCCGGCGACGAAGUGAACGUCGGAGAAAGACCAUUGGACAUUACUCAUCAGUCGCUUCACCACGGGAGCAGCACAGUGUCUAUCACUCUCCUGUCGCCGGACACGAUGCUACUUUUGACACAAAUAUCGACUCCCUUCCUGCUACAUCAGCGCUGGAAGAUCUACGAAGAUCCCAAACAACGGAUCAAUCUGGCCCUGAAUCACAGCAACUCAGUCCAAACGACAUGAUUGCUCCUGUUUCGGCAGUUCACUCGAUGUCAGUAAACCUACUCGGCACGAACAGUAUACUUAUGGAGCAUUCGACAAAUGGCGACCUGAGAGGCGACAUCAUUGCUCGAGGUAUCAUCACUGAGGAACUUGCUAGGGUUAUGCACGAGCGCUUUUCAUGUGGUAGUAAGCACUAUUUACCUCUGUUUGAUCCUAUUCGGGAUACAUUCGACUCUAUACGGUCACGCUCUUUGUUUUGCUUUACUGUUAUUAUGUACCUGGCUAGUCGAGCUGUGGUCGACUUGCGUAGUGAUACACAUAUGCAACGUGUAUUGCAAGAUGAAGCGCAGCGUCUGGCUGAAGAUAGUUUUUUUGAACGCCCUACAAAGCUUGAAACUGUUCAGGGAAUGAUUCUCCUCGCUGCUUACUCGGAGAAAUCCUGGUUUUCAACUGCCCUCAUUUUACGCACAGCCUUGGACUCUGGGCUGGAGAAAUCAUUGGACACAUUGUUGUCGCAGGAAAAUGUACCUCGCAGCUCUCUAUCUGCCUCAAUGGCAGAUCGACAGUUGGUGUGGCAAACACGAACUUGGCUUAUCAGUUUCACACUGGAACUAGAUGUGGCUUCAGGUACAGGCCGCAAGUCUCGUAUUGGCGAGGUGGAUGUAAUGAAAUUGCGCAAGUUCCUUGACUACCCGCUUUCUCUACCUUGUGAUAUGCGAACAGUCUGUAUCAUCGAACUUCACCAACUUCGAGCUAAAUCGCGCAUUAUAUUGGAAAAUUCAGGGACGAUUCGUGAUGUCAUUUCUAUAGAAUUACCUGGAAUUAUGAAAAGACUGCAAAACUGGUGGACAACUUGGGAUAAUCUCCAUGACAAUAACGGCUUUCAUGCUGGAGCGUUCCAGCGCAGUAGCCUGAAACUUAUGCUUACAUAUGCCAGGAUCUUUGUACUAUGCGCAUCCUUGGCUCGCAUCCAAAAGUUACAAACUAGCUCCUCCAACUCCGACUCUGAAAUGAUAGACGAAAGCGUAAUGAAUCUUUGGCAAACUCUCGUUACGACAAUUAUGGACCAGUUGGCGUUUCUGAUCAAUGAGCCUGCAUACAGGUGCCAGCUGCCAUGGGCUCCCACAUAUCCCGCUUUGACCAUGGCUUUUGUCACUACUUUUGCUGUCCGGAUAGCUAGGUGGCGACCAAACCUUAUUGAUCAAAGUCUUCUUCUAGAAAGAGCAGAAAGGAUCUGUGAAUUUUUGAAGCAACCGCCAUACCCGGACAUUCACCGCACUGUAUCUGUCUUCGUUAACUAUGCCCGAGCCUUGAUUGCCAGCCAGCAACGAAGCAGUGACAGAUCAGACAGGCCCAGACCGUCCGAUCAAAGGUAUGGACACAUAACCUCCUACACGGGUCCAUAUAGUCAGAUGCCUAAUGCAGCUCAUGUGGGGCCUUUGGAUGACCCUCAGUAUCGACCUGACUCGGCUCUUCCGAGUGACCAAGACCCGAAUAUGGUCCCCAUGACAGGUAUUGAUGCCGCUGGAACUCUUGCAAGACUACCCAACACUAUGGAAGCCCCGAAUUGGACAAUGUCUAACUCUAUUGCCGACUCUUUUGGUCUAUUUGAGGAAGGACAGAACGACAUUUUUGACUUCUUGCCCAUGAUGCCCUCUUUACCUCAAUAG
Penicillium taxi is the source of this 2055-nucleotide messenger RNA. RefSeq lists its product as uncharacterized. Gene Ontology annotation, molecular function: zinc ion binding; DNA-binding transcription factor activity, RNA polymerase II-specific; transcription cis-regulatory region binding. Gene Ontology annotation, biological process: regulation of DNA-templated transcription. The transcript has 7 exons. Bases 1 to 2055 code for a protein of 684 amino acids. NCBI's taxonomy places the organism in Eukaryota, Fungi, Ascomycota, Eurotiomycetes, Eurotiales, Aspergillaceae. Gene Ontology annotation, cellular component: nucleus. The record is from RefSeq and is a predicted model, not a curated record.